AUGAAAUUUCCAAUUGAGAAUCCAAGAAAACAGGUGAACUGGGAUCCUCAAGUGGCUGUUCCCGCACCAGUGCCGGCUUGUGUGCCUGAGCCCAUACCUAACAUACAUUACCCAUCUCCACAAUUCUCCGUUUCCUCCCGAUCCACUGUUGUUGCUGCCAUGGAAGCCCCUUCUCAAGGCCGGCAGAAAGUCAUGGAUUGGAGAGCAGUGGUGGCCAUCUUUGUCGUGGUGGUAGUUUACCUAGUGGCGGGAGGACUCGUCUUCCGUGCCCUGGAGCAGCCCUUUGAAAACAGGCAGAAGCACACAAUCGCGUCAGAGAAGUCUGACUUUCUUCGGGAGCACGUUUGUGUAACUGAGCUGGAGCUGGAGACUCUGAUUCAGCAUGCUGUUGAUGCUGAUAAUGCAGGAGUAAGUCCCAUCGGAAAUUCCUCUAACAGCAGCAGCCAUUGGGACCUUGGAGGUGCCUUUUUCUUUGCUGGAACAGUCAUCACAACCAUAGGGUACGGGAAGAUGGCCCCAAGCACUGUUGGUGGCAAGGUUUUCUGCAUCUUGUAUGCCCUAUUUGGGAUUCCACUGUUCGGCUUCUUGCUUGCUGGUAUUGGAGACCAACUUGGAACAAUCUUUGGGAAGAGUAUUGCAAGGGUGGAAAAGGUUUUCAGAAAUAAACAAGUGAGUCAAACAAAGAUCCGGGUGAUCUCCACCAUCGUCUUCAUCCUGGCAGGCUGCAUCGUUUUUGUGACCAUUCCUGCAUUUGUCUUCAAAUACAUCGAGGGAUGGACAGCCUUGGAGGCCAUUUACUUUGUAGUUGUUACUCUGACCACUAUUGGCUUUGGUGACUUUGUAGCAGGAGGAAACCCUGACAUCAAAUACAUGGAGUGGUAUAAACCGUUAGUGUGGUUCUGGAUCCUUGUUGGCCUUGCCUACUUUGCUGCAGUCCUGAGUAUGAUUGGAGACUGGUUAAGAGUCCUGUCCAAGAAGACACAAGAAGAGGUUGGAGAAAUAAAAGCCCAUGCAGCAGAGUGGAAAGCAAACGUGACGGCUGAGUUCAGAGAGACGCGGAGGCGGCUCAGCGUGGAGAUCCAUGACAAGCUGCAGCGGGCAGCCACCAUCCGGAGCAUGGAGCGCCGGCGCCUGGGCCUGGACCAGCGAGCACACUCCUUGGACAUGCUCUCUCCGGAGAAGCGCUCCGUCUUUGCCACCUUGGAAACAGGACGCUUCAAGGCCUCCUCUCAGGACAGCAUCAACAACAGGCCUAACAACCUGCGCCUUAAAGGGUCAGACAAGCUCAACAAGCACGGGCAGGGGGCAUCCGAGGACAACAUCAUCAACAAAUUCGGAUCGUCCGCUAAGAUGACCAAAAGGAAAAACAAAGACCUCAAAAAGACCAUGCCUGAGGAUAUGCAUAAAAUUUAUGAGACCUUCAGAAAUUAUUCCUUGGAUGAAGAGAAAAAGGAAGAGGAGAAAGAGAAGAUGUGUAAUUCCAAGAACACUUCUAGCACUCCAGUUCUGACCAACUGCAUCCAGCAGCACUCAGACCUGGAAAAUGGAGUGAUUCCCAAUGAAACCAAAGAAAGGGAGCAUAAAAACAAAGUGUUAAUUUAAAACAGAAGUUAAAUGUAAAAGAUGCUUGACUUGAAUUAAUGAUGUUGGUGUUUUUAUAUACAUGUAUAUUGAGACACGUGCCUUAUACAGACUCCUUAUUCAGUCUGAAUUAUAUAGCAUCGAAGAAUAUUUCACUGUGCCAUAAAGACUCAAGCUUGCUCUGCCAAAACAAAUCAGGAACACAGCACUGCAGAAUGGCAACAGAAAGCUACGCACAUGGAAACUUCAGCCUGUAUACGAUUACCAGGGCAAGACACAAAGGAAGGGAUUGAACCAUGGCAGAAUCACCAUAGGGCUCCUACCAUGGUGUGAUAUUAGACAAAGGGCAGCUAUGCAAGAAGAGCCUAUGAAAGGGAUGAAAAACAGCCUAUCUUUGUCAUGGAGUAUGCAUCCAUAAAGCCUUCCCCUGGUGAUUAAAAAGAGGAGAAAUGAUUGGAGUGAACUAGAAACUUUCAGUAAAGCUUAGUUUACGUUUUGGCACGUGAUCCAAGCUAGAUUUUUUUUCCUAUAUUUGAGUCAGAUGCAUUACCUUUCUAAAUGCCAAAAGAAUGUCCAUGGACACAGCCAGCAGCUGAAUGCUGGUUGGAAAAUCAACACAGACAUAAGUAAGGGUUGGAUUGAUCUUUUCAUUAAAAAAGAAAAAAAAAAAAGAAAAAAAUGAAAACAAACAAAAAAAAAUAAAACAAAAACAAAACAAAAACCUCUGUGGGUAUUUAUCUUAAGCAAUGAAAAAAAAACAAAAAAAAGAAAAGAAAUGUGGAUUUUCUUUUCUCAUGUAGGAAAAUUCAAUGUAAAAUCACAGCAAAAAAGUGCAUAUGAAGAAAAUACAACAUCUCAUGCUAUGUUGUUUAAAAGAAGAGAAACAUCAAUUUAAUGAUAUUUGGCUAGAAGUGUAAAACAGUAGGCCAACUUUUUUUUGAAAGAAUUUCUCAUUCACACUUUCUUCCACUCAAAAAAACCCUUCUAUUUUAAUGCUGUAAGACUAUAGGGACAGAAGGGAAGCUAUAGCUUUUGCAUGUCAGCAAACUGCUGUUCUCUAGCUGAAUCUGAAUUUUUAAAAAUAGACAUAAGAGCAUAUACGUGAUUCAAAUGGGGGCCAGGGCCACCAUAGAAUCUCAGGGCUCUCUGCUCCCUGUUGCUGGGUUUGGGUUAAACAUAGCUGCUGUCAUAAUCUCAGAAAAAAAAAAAAAUAAAAGAAAAAAAGAAAUUUAGGAAAAAAAUAUUGUGGUAACCUUUUAAGUGCUUAUAGCUUUAAGUGCCAUUAAUGUCAUAUUUUGUAACUUUUUAAACAAGUAUUUUGAAUUAUUUGGUUUAUUUCCUUUCAAAUGCUAUCUUUGUUGGAAAUUUGACCUCCUUUUUAUUGAUAAAAACUAAACAUGAGCUCUCUGCAUUUCUAGACUAAAGUGAAAUGUAACUAAACUGUAGACAUUUUAAAAAAUCCUUUGUGAUGGCUGGGCAUAUGGAUAUGAAAAAUAGAAUUGUGUCUAGGCUUCACGGUAAAUUUUCAAAGAAAAUGCUGCAAAAUAAUUAAUGGGAAUUGUAAAAUAUACUAAAUUUUUUAUAGUGUCAGGCUGUGGGCUACUGGGUGGGCCAUUGCAGAAAGAAGAUUUUGCAUGCUGGAAAUGAGAUACAUGGAUUGUACCAGCAAUGCUUUCCCCGAGCUUUCACAAAAUCGUAAAUAUUCUUGCAAUUCAACCUGUAGGCUUAUAGGUAAGGUAAGCAUGGAUGUUGAUUGCAGAGGCUCUUGCAAGCCAGUCAAACAUGCAGACAUCCACACGUCAUGCAGACACGGACUUUUGGAAUUGCAUGCUGAUGUCUACAUACACAAAAAUGCAUGUAUCAUUCCUUGAUACUUUCUGAGAUUUUUUACACAAUAAGAGAACUCAAAAUCAAACUGGCCACCAGAAUUAAAGAUUGCCAUGGCUAUGAAUUGAAACAUGGCAGUGUGAAUGCAAAUUCUGAGUAUAUAUAUUUGCAUAUCUAAUGAUUGCUGGAUUUGCAGAAGGGACCCAAAUUCCACUAGUGCAGAGGAGGAAAGAAGUUCUUAGUUGUUUCUCUGCUGGUUCACUUCUCUUGAAAUGUGUUAUCAUCUUUCUAAUUUCAUUAUCUGUCUGAAAAUCAAGGAUGAAAAAGCAAUGUUUGAAAAAUUUCAGGUCAUUUGGGAUUGCU
Prinia subflava (tawny-flanked prinia) is the source of this 3771-nucleotide messenger RNA. It is a transcript of the gene KCNK10, whose product is annotated as potassium two pore domain channel subfamily K member 10. Gene Ontology annotation, cellular component: plasma membrane. Gene Ontology annotation, biological process: stabilization of membrane potential; potassium ion transmembrane transport. The transcript has 7 exons. Bases 1 to 1602 code for a protein of 533 amino acids. Gene Ontology annotation, molecular function: outward rectifier potassium channel activity; potassium ion leak channel activity. Lineage: Eukaryota; Metazoa; Chordata; Aves; Passeriformes; Cisticolidae. The record is from RefSeq and is a predicted model, not a curated record.